This is a messenger RNA of Andrographis paniculata, 1813 nucleotides long. Its product is annotated as protein DETOXIFICATION 12-like. The coding region runs from base 335 to 1771 and encodes 478 amino acids. The record is from RefSeq and is a predicted model, not a curated record. The transcript has 8 exons. NCBI's taxonomy places the organism in Eukaryota, Viridiplantae, Streptophyta, Magnoliopsida, Lamiales, Acanthaceae. Gene Ontology annotation, molecular function: xenobiotic transmembrane transporter activity; antiporter activity. Gene Ontology annotation, biological process: xenobiotic detoxification by transmembrane export across the plasma membrane. Gene Ontology annotation, cellular component: membrane.
UUGCGCAACCAAGAUACAAUAGAAAUCUUAGAUAAGUUCGAUCGAAGAGUAAAAUAUACAGAGAAUCAUAUAAUAUACAGAAAUGGUAGACCAGAAGAAGACAAAUCGUGAGAGUUGGUGAAGACUACCCUCUCCCUGGAUUGUAUCGACGUAUACCAAAGCCGCCAUAGCCAUAGCUUUCUUUAUCUAAUUGAACCAGGCCAGGACGCCGUCGCCUAAUUGCCUAGGGAAACCGAUCGAACAGGAAUUGAAAGUUCCGUCGGCGGUUUCGGUAUCGAUUUGAGGAAUUGAAAAUUAAUAAUUAUAAUAAAUAGGAUUUAUCGAUAUCGCGAGAAUGGAUGAGAGUUUGUUGGCGAAGGAGAAGCUUCCAGAUGAGGAAGGAAGAUCCGUAUGGCCGGAAAUAAAGAGGUUAGGGUUUCUCGCGGGGCCUUUGGUCGUCGUCACUUCUCUCCAAUUCGUCCUCCAGAUUAUAUCUCUAAUGAUGGUCGGCCAUCUCGGCGAGCUCCAGCUCGCCGGCGCUUCCCUCGCCACCUCCCUCGCCGGCGUCACCGGCUUCAGCUUUAUGCUAGGUUUGGCGAGUGCUUUGGAGACGCUAAGCGGGCAAGCCUACGGCGCUAAGCAAUACGAGAAAGUGGGGACACAGACGCACACGGCCGUGUUGUCUCUGAUAAUUGUGUGCAUUCCCCUCUCUGUUCUGUGGCUCUUCACCGGGAAAUUGUUCGCCGUCAUCGGCCAGGAUCCGGCGAUCUCCGCCGAGGCCGGCCGGUACAUAAUCUGGCUGAUCCCGGCGCUGUUCGGCUACGCCGCGCUGCAGCCGCUUAUACGGUACUAUCAGACGCAGAGUAUGAUUCUGCCAAUUGUGGCCAGUUCCUGCUUCUCCAUAGUCUUCCAUGUAAUUAUCUGUUGGCUUGUCGUUUAUCGGACGGCGAUGGGCAGCGUCGGCGGCGCCGCCUCUAUGGGGCUGUCGGUGUGGCUCAAUGUGGUGGCGCUUGUGGCGUAUAUGAAAUGGUCUCCGGCCUGCGCCAAGACGCGUGCCCCAAUUUCGAUGAAGGUUUUAGAUGGAAUGGGGGAGUUCUUCAAAUUUGCAGUCCCUUCUGCUGUCAUGAUUUGUUUGGAGUGGUGGUCUUAUGAAUUGCUGAUUUUGCUGUCGGGACUUCUCCCUAAUCCUCAGCUCGAAACCUCUGUUUUAUCCGUUUGCUUGAACACGAUUUCGACGCUGUAUGCAAUACCGUCAGGAUUGGCGGCGGCGGGAAGCACGAGGAUUUCGAACGAGCUCGGAGCCGGAAACCCGCAAGGGGCGCGAACAGCCGUGAUCGCAUUAAUGCUCUUCGCGGGCAUGAACGCCGUCGUUGUGAGCACAAGCCUUUUCGCUACCCGAAACAUCUUCGGCUACAUAUUCAGCAACGAAAAGGAGGUCGUGAGCUACGUCACGAAAAUGGCGCCGCUCGUUUCGUUAUCCGUUAUAGUCGACAACACCCAAGGAACCCUAUCGGGCGUAGCUAGGGGAUGCGGGUGGCAGCACAUUGGGGCGUAUAUCAAUCUCGGGGCGUUCUACCUCUUCGGGAUACCGAUCGCCGUUGCUCUCAGCUUCUGGCUCGACUUACGCGGCCGGGGACUGUGGAUCGGCGUCCUUGCCGGCGCGACAAUUCAGUCGAUAUUGUUCGGAGUGAUAACUUGCUGCACGAAUUGGGAAAAACAGGCAAUUGGUGCAAGGCAGAGGCUGCUGGCUGAGGAGAGUGCGACUUUAGCCUCGGAAGAGAGGGUUGUGUGAAUUGAAAUUCGCUUUCACGAAUGAUUGGUUAUUUUCUUUUUU